Molecule: messenger RNA, 2518 nt
Organism: Oryza brachyantha (malo sina)
Lineage: Eukaryota; Viridiplantae; Streptophyta; Magnoliopsida; Poales; Poaceae
Product: BTB/POZ domain-containing protein At3g50780-like
Exons: 3
Coding region: 654-2228 (524 amino acids)
Molecular function (GO): protein binding
Source: RefSeq, a predicted model, not a curated record
CAAAGCGACGCUUCAGUGCAGUGCAGUACUGCUGCUCGCUACAGUCGCAGCCAGAUUCAUUUCAGCUCUGGGCUGCUGCAAGUCUGCAGCUGCAACAUGGCGAGCAGUACAGCGAGGUGCUACUACUGUCAAAAGCUCUCACAUCGCGUUCACUGAUUGAUCUUGAUUCGUUCGCAUUGCGACGGAGCCAAGGAACAACAAGGGGGUGGGGUGGAAGUGGAAGAAGAAGCAAGAAGCAAGAAAAAAAGCUUGGGUUUUGAGGCAAAAGGAGGAGGAAGGGUGCCAUGCCAUGAUUGCUGGUGUGGUGUGGUAGAGGGCUAAAGAGAAGACACUACUCAUUUCAUUGGUCGAGCGGUAAAAGCAGGAGGAGCUAGCUGAGCUGCCUGUCUGCCUUCUUGGCUUGUUGCUUCUCCUCUUUGCCAGUUCUUGGGAGAGGAAUGGUGUGUGUGUGAGGCUUUUCCCUCCUUCUUGAUUGAUUGGUGCGGCAGGAGCUCGACUCUGAUGUGAGGUGGGUGCACGAGUGCCAAUCGAUCAACCAUAAGGUAAGCUCAAAAGAAGACGGUAUAGUUCUGGUCAAAACUCAAAACCCUUCUGAAUCAGCCUUCUGCCCUUCUCUAAAGAAGUGAAGAUACAAGGCUCUUCUGAAGACAAGCAUGGAAGAAUUCAAGUUUGGAAGGCUUGAUGGUCAGCCAGCAAAGAUCAGAAAUGUCCCCAUUGCAGUCACCCCGGAAGGAUUCUGGUGCUGCCCGUCGCAGGCCGUGCUCCACAAGACAAUGAAGAACCAAAAUCAGCAUGCCAGACCAAAGGGAGGAGCAUCCCCUUCUGUGUCGAAGGCAUCCUCAGUUCAGAGGACUCCGAUUAAUAAUUUGGAGAAAAGAACACAUUCUACUCCUACUAGGUCUAGAAUCAAUUCAGAUGAGCAGGUAUUCCCUCCAGCAGAUGAUGCUGUUCCUGAUCCACCAAAGGUAUCACCAGUGGCAGACAAGAGACAUAAGCAACAUAAGAUAUCGGUCGGAUUUGGUCAACUUCAUACUAGUGAUUUGAAGGUUAUGCUUUAUGGAAGGGAAGGGGUUGCUGUAAAAAUGAUUGUUCACAAGAACAUCCUUUCUGAAAAUAGUACUUUCUUCGCUGAUAAGCUCUCAAGGCAAUCUCCGGUGUCAUGCAUUGAGGUAUCAGAUUGUGAGGAUGUGGAGAUUUAUGUUGAGACUGUUGGGUUGAUGUACUGCAAGCAUGUCAAGCAGAGGCUGAUCAAGCAAACUGUUGCACGGGUUCUUCGAAUCUUGAAGGUUGCAGAAUCACUAGGUUUCCCAGCAUGUGUCAUGUCAUGCUUAAAUUAUUUGGAAGCAGUGCCUUGGGUUGGUGACGAGGAAGAAAAUGUGGUAUCAUCCAUACGGCAACUUCAUUAUGAGAAUUAUGGAGUUAGCCCCCUCCUGAAAAGAGUAGCCUCUGACCUAACAAAUCCACCAAAUGACACACUUGCACAUAUCAUUGAGUUGGUGUUGAAAAGCAGCGAUGAAAGAGGACGCCGUGAGAUGAAAUCUUUGGUCUUGAAGCUUUUGAAGGAAAAUAGCGUCUGGACCAAUGGUUCAUCAGACUCCUGUGCCGUGACAUUCUACAGUUCUUGCCGGAAUUGCUUGGAAUCAUUACUGAACUUGUUUCACCGAGCUUCUGAUCCUGAAUUUUCUGAGCAAUCUUCAGACAAAAAAGAUAUGAUCUUUAGACAGAUAACUGUAGAGGCUGAUAAUCUCCUCUGGUUAGCUGAGAUCUUAGCUGACAGAAAUGCAGCUGAUGAGUUGACAUCAAUUUGGGCAAGCCAAGGAGAGCUGGCCAAGCUGCACUGCAGGGUACCAGUGAUGCACCGGCAUCUCAUCAGCUGCCUCACUGCAAGGCUGUUCGUCGCUGUCGGGAAAGGCGAGGCGCUGCCGUCGAAGGAGACGAGGCAGCUCCUCCUUGAUGUCUGGCUGCAACCUCUGAUGGACGAUUACAACUGGUUGCAGCAUGGCUGCAGGUCGUUUGACCGGAAGGUCGUCGAGGAAGGGAUCGGGCAGACGAUCCUGACGCUGCCAUUGGAGGACCAGCAGACCAUCCUGCUCGCCUGGCUUGGCAGAUUUCUCAAGGUUGGAGAUAGCUGCCCAAAUCUUCAGAGAGCGUUCGAGGUGUGGUGGAGGAGGACCUUUGUCAGGCCUUACACUGAUCAGCAAGGGAGUUCUUCGUCACGACGAAGCUGAUCCAACACAUUGCUAAUGAAAAAUGGAGUUUGAUGUCAAGCUUACAAUGUGUGUAAGACUUGGUGCUGUUACUUGGUAGAACAUCAGAUCAAUAAGGGAGAAGAAAAGGGUGUAGGGUUAGUACUGUAGAGCAGUUGCCUUUUUAACUGAGUGUGUGUUUGCUGAACCGCUGAUUGUUCUUGUGUUGUAAUGCCUUGAAAUGUGACAGCUCUCUGAAUUAUUGUUACAGGAAUCAAUCCUGUAUGAUUUACUAAAUGUGAGAAAUACUACUAUCUUGCAUGUGAAUUUUG